Molecule: messenger RNA, 810 nt
Organism: Botrytis cinerea B05.10
Lineage: Eukaryota; Fungi; Ascomycota; Leotiomycetes; Helotiales; Sclerotiniaceae
Exons: 2
Coding region: 105-584 (159 amino acids)
Source: RefSeq, a predicted model, not a curated record
GUUGAAAGUGCGUCACUUGUGUUGAUUCCAGUAGCGGCGUUUGUACACACAUUUUUAGUCAUUGCUUUUUAUCGUUCAUCGCUCCAACUGAUUCAAGCGAUAUCAUGGGCUGGAUAACUUUAAGAAAGAAAAGAUCUAGAAACAUCACGCCGGAUGUGGACUUCCAGCUUGAAGAGGACUUGAAGAUUACGACUCGACACGUCGAGAAUGUAUCUCUAAACGAGUGUUCACGUUCUCAAAGAUACCCCUUCAUUUCCCCGAAUGUAUCAGAUUCCGAGCUUCCAUUCAUCCCGGCGACUGCAGUCAGCCAAGGAACGUCGUCUGAAUUGGGCGGCUUGCUGUUAGUGAUAGAUGAUGUAGUUUAUGACUGCACAGAAUUCACAACGGAGCAUCCGGGCGGAAAAGGCAUUCUAGAAGGCUUUGCAGGCAGCGAUUGUAGCUGGCAAUUUUGGCGGUUUCACGGGAAGAAGGAUAUGGAGAUCGGGAGGGUACUAAGGGUGGGGAGGACGAAGGGGGCAAGGAAUAAAUAUGCAGAGCCAGUGAAAUGGGUUGGAUUAAAGAGCCUUGGGGAUAAUGAUUGGUGAUUAGUGAAGGAGUGAGGUGAAAGUUGUGCCACAAUAUCGCGAGUGCAGUCUUGGAAUCGCUGCUACACAAACACGUUAAAAAAGGGAAAAUUCCGAUUAAGUUUAUUGAUUAUCUUAAAUAACACCCUUGACUGAAGGGAGCGUAUGUGUACCUACGCACUUUGUGAUGCCGGUGUUGUGAAACUCAUAAUUCCAGCUCCAGUAUUAAAAUGCUAAGGAAUGUGCA